AUGCGAUAAAUUUAGGUAUUUUUAACUUUUAUAGCGAUUUCUCUUUUAAUUACCACAAUAAAUGCUGGUUAUAUAGAGAUUGAAGGUUUGCCAGGUUAAGGUGAAUAUUAGUCCUUGUUGAAGUUUAAGAAAAGUAUUUAGGAUAGUUUGCAACAUAUUGAUGAAUUGCAAUUUGUUUUCAGAGCUGAAUCUAAGCAUUAAGCAGACAUUAAAUUUGAUGAUUUAAAUAAUAAGAAUAGAUUUUCAAUGCCAAAAACAAAACCUUUUGAUACUUUGUAUUAGGAUAAAGAUAAAAAAGUGGAAAGUGAAGCUGAUUUUAAAUUUGAACUUCAUGAAACUGGCAAAAAUGGUUUCAAUUUUUAAAUAAUUAGAAGUUCAACAAAUGAAAUAGUUUUCAGUGGAGAUAAUGAAAUGGUAUUUUCUGAAAAUUAUCUCAAAUUUAGUAGCAAAAUUCCUUCUAACUUCAUCUUUGGUAUUGGUGAAAGAAACAACAGAAAUUUCAGAUUAAAAAAUGGAUUAUACACUUUAAACGCAAUCGAUCAAUUGCAUCAAAUAGAUGAAGGUAUUUAAGGAGGUUAAAGUGUUUAUAGUUCUCACCCAGUUUAUCUAGUAAGAGAAGCAUCAGGAAAUUAUAAUGUUGUCUUCUACAAAAAUCCUACUCCUUCCGAUUGUAUCAUAGAAACCAACAAAAUCACAUUUAAAUCUGUUGGUGGUAUAAUUCACUUUAAAAUAUUCUUUGGUGAUCACAAUCCAGAAACUGCAAUCAGAUAUUUCCAUGAAUAUUUAGGUGGUGGCCAUGCUCUCCCUCCAUUCUGGGCCUUUGGAUUUCAUCAAAGUAGAUGGGGAUACAGGAAUCAGCACAUGAUUUUUGAUACGAUUGAAAAACAUAAGUAAAAUAAUAUCCCUCUUGACACAAUUUGGUCUGAUAUUGAUUAUAUGAAUGAUAAGUAAACUUUCACUGUUAACUCUGUUGAUUUUCCUGAAUCAUUUUUCGAUAAACUUCACAAUGAGUUGAAAAUUAAUUAUAUUCCUAUUGUUGACUGUGGAGUUGGAGCUAAAGAUUACAACAAAGGCAACUUAGCUUUAAAAAAAGGAAUUGAAAUGGAUAUAUUUUUAAGAUCCCCAUUUACAGGUAAAAGAUACAAAGGAAAGGUGUGGCCAGGUGAUUCUUUUUUCCCUGACUUUUUGCAUCCAAAUAUUUCAGAGUAUUGGAGCUUCAUGUUUUAAGAUUUUUACAAUAAGACUCAUUUUAAUGGAAUUUGGGUUGAUAUGAAUGAACCAACAAAUUUUGACGAUUGCAUGUUUCCUUAAAAUUCUAACCAUGAAUGCAAUUGGAUUGAUGAUAAUCCUUAUAAUGACUAUAAGGAGGAAUUUAUCAAACCAAAAUUCAAUUUACCAUUUUAGCCUGGUAACCAAAACUUGUAAAAGAUGACUCUUCCUUAUAAUUUGAUUCAUUAUGGUAACUACACCCAUAAAGAUGUUCAUAAUUUAUAUGGCUUUAUGGAUACUUAUCAUACAUUUAAUGCUUUGAGGAGCGUCAAUAAAGUGUAUCCUUUUAUUAUUACUCGUAGUAGCUUCACUGGAUCUGGUCGCUUUACUUUCAAAUGGACAGGAGAUAAUGACUCAAAUUAUGACUUUUUAUAGAUAUCUAUUCCUUCAAUCCUUAAUUAUAACAUUUUCGGUAUACCUUUUGUUGGUGCUGACAUUUGUGGCUUUUUAGAACACACAUAAGACCAACUUUGCCAAAGAUGGAUAUAGUUAGGUGCUUUAUAUCCUUUUGCUAGAAAUCACAACAAUGAUCAAGCAAGACCUUAGGAAUUUUAUAAUUUAUCUCCAGAAGUAACUAAAACAGCAUCUAAAAACUUGAAGUUGAGGUAUUCACUACUCAAACACUACUUUAUGCUUUUCGUUAGAACAAACCACAAAGGUACUAUAUUUAGACCUGUAUUUUUUGAGUUCCCUUAUGAUGGUGAAUGUUUUUAAGAUAGAGUUCUAAAUCAAUAAUUUUUGCUCGGAAAUGAAUUAAUGGCAACCCCAGUUGUUGAAUAUGAUAAAACUACCACUUCAGCUUAUUUCCCAGAAGGAUCAUGGUUUGAUUUAUUGAGUGGAUAUAAAAUGAUUGAGAGCAAAAAAGGUAAAUUUAAAGAUGUUUACAAUACUUUGACUGAUUAUGUACCAAUUUUCUUAAGAUCUGGUAAGUUAGUUGGUAUGCAAGACUCGAAGAAUGUAUUAAAAAUAGCAGAUUUAAAUAACGAGUUCAAUAUAAUUUGCUCAUUAAAGUAGUAAAAUUCUACAGAUUAAUACUCUUGCACAGGAAAUUUGCUUAAUGUUUCAAAUUAGUCAGAUGAAAAAGAAAUACAUGAUGAAUGCGAUUAAGAAGUUAAUGCUUAAUCUAAUUGUUUAUUGUAAGUAAACAUUGAUUUGAGAGUAAAAGAUAAAAUUUUAUCAUUCAGUGUUAGUAGCUAUUAAGACGCAUUGUGGAAACCUUUGGAAGAUUCAAAAUUCAAACUUAAAGAUAUCAGUAUUAGAUCAAUUAUCAUGUACAAUUUCCCUAUUAGUGAAGUAAGUCAAGAUUAACUGAAGAUAAUGAAGGCUGAUGGAAGCGUAUUAGAGAAAGGUGCUUCUAUUAAUAAGUAUAAUUAUGUGUAUAACAAAUACAUUUAAUUUGAAAAGGAUUAGAUCGUUUUAUCUUAAAUAUCCAAAUUUACAAUUAAGCUUUGA
This is a messenger RNA of Tetrahymena thermophila SB210, 2721 nucleotides long. Its product is annotated as glycoside hydrolase family 31 protein. The transcript has 9 exons. The record is from RefSeq and is a predicted model, not a curated record. NCBI's taxonomy places the organism in Eukaryota, Ciliophora, Oligohymenophorea, Hymenostomatida, Tetrahymenidae. Gene Ontology annotation, biological process: carbohydrate metabolic process. Gene Ontology annotation, molecular function: hydrolase activity, hydrolyzing O-glycosyl compounds; carbohydrate binding.